Molecule: messenger RNA, 3309 nt
Organism: Xenopus laevis (African clawed frog)
Lineage: Eukaryota; Metazoa; Chordata; Amphibia; Anura; Pipidae
Gene: inppl1b.L
Product: phosphatidylinositol 3,4,5-trisphosphate 5-phosphatase 2
Exons: 24
Coding region: 119-2719 (866 amino acids)
Biological process (GO): phosphatidylinositol dephosphorylation; regulation of immune response; negative regulation of insulin-like growth factor receptor signaling pathway
Cellular component (GO): cytosol; cytoskeleton; membrane
Molecular function (GO): phosphatase activity; inositol-polyphosphate 5-phosphatase activity; phosphatidylinositol-3,4,5-trisphosphate 5-phosphatase activity
Source: RefSeq, a predicted model, not a curated record
UUCCUUCCUACUGACUCUGCUUCAUUCGUUUCUCUGCAACAGCUCACACAGCACAGGAGGACCCUGCAGCUCUCAGCAUCAGCAGAAAUUUCAGAAAGCAAUUGUGACACAGAGGGAAAUGGGUGAACACUGGUACCAUGCAGAUCUGAGCCAGGCAUGGGCGGAGCAGUUACUGAUCCAAGAUGGUCGGGAUGGUGCCUUCCUUGUGCGUCAGAGCGAAUCUGUGCGCGGGGCAUUUGCGAUAUGUCUCAUGUAUCAACAUGUGGUCCACACCUACCGUGUCCUGCCUGAUGACUGCGGCUUGCUCUCUGUGCAGUCUGUGCAGGGUGUAGGGGUGAAGAAAUUUGAGCAUCUCAGCGACUUGGUGUAUGAAUAUAUGCACAAACAGUAUGGACUGGUCACAGCACUACAGUACCCUGUGGGGUGGGAAGCAGAACUGGGCACUGAGCAGGUUAAUGACUAUGUUGAAGCUAUGAAGUCCCCAAGUUGGAAAGAUAUUUCCUCCACAGGUACAAGGAUAGUAUCAUCCCAGAGAGGAACGGCACCUGGUACCCAGAGGAUACUACUGCAAGAAGACUUGGAAGACACCAGGAACCAAGGCCUGGGACUUUUACAAUUGAGUCCCCAGUUAGAGAGGCAAUGCAGAGAGCUGGACAGAGAGAUUGGGGUCACCUGGAGCAGCCUAAGGGUACUUACAAAGGUUUUCGGCCAGAUGAUCUCAACUCUUAAUUCUGAAGAUGAGCAAAUGUUGGACAGACUAAUGAAUAACAUUUCUGCUGUCCAUGAGAUCCUGUCUAGUCUGGAAAAUAAGAUUGUACAGACAUUAAAGGAGAGUCUCGCAAGUUUUCCCACAUCUCCUGCCUCCCAUGGCUCAACCUCUCCAAGGGUAUCAGCUACCAGCACCAGUAACAGGAAAAGCAAAAGAGAUCCUCAGGAUGGGUUGCAAGGAGAUAGAAAUCAGCCUAAAAAGAAUGGCCCCAAAAGCUUGUCUUUGUUCAUCGGCACCUGGAAUAUGGGUGGCUCCACUCCACCACGCUCAAUCUCUUCCUGGUUGUCUUCAAGAGGGCUAGGGCGAAGUCUGGAGGACACUAGUGUCUGUGUGUCACAUGAUGUAUACAUGGUUGGAACGCAGGAAAAUCCACAAGGAGAUCGUGAGUGGGCAGAGUUUCUAAGACUGGCAUUGAUAUCCCACACAGGGAAACAGUUCAAAGUGGUCUCUGUGCACUCUCUUGGGGGAGUGAAACUCGUGCUGCUGGUGAGACAAGAAUAUGAAAGUCUGAUUUCUCAUGUGCAGAUUUCCAGUGUGAGAACAAGAAUGAGCAAUACUCUGGGACAUCGGGGGGCUGUUGGCCUAUCUCUGGACUUCAAUGGAAUAUCAUUAGGAUUUGUCACCUGUCACCUAGUGUCAGGAAAUGAGAAAGUUCAGAAGAGGAACCAAAGUUUCGGGGAAAUUCUGCGAGGACUGACACUUGGAGACGAGUCUUUAAGGAGUUUCCAGCUCCCCCUGAGGUUAACACAUUUCUUUUGGGCUGGAGAUCUAAACUACAGACUAAGCAUGCCACUGCAGGACAUCCUGCAGUGUGUGUUCAGCGGCCGCUACCAGGUCCUGCUUCCAGUGGAUCAACUCAGCCAGGAGCGUGAGAGGAAGAAAAUCUUCUUGGGAUUCAAGGAGGAUCCAGUCACUUUUCCCCCAACCUGUCGCUAUGAGCGAGGGACGCGGAGCUAUGAUUUGCACAAAGCCAAAACAACAGGAACUCGUAUAUUUGCCCCAUCCUGGAGUGAUCGAGUCCUAUGGACUUCAUACCCAGACACAGAUAUCAAGUGCACAUCUUAUGGUUGCACAGAAGACAUCGUGACCAGUGAACACUCGCCUGUGUUUGCCACCUUUGAGGUUGGACUAGACUACACAUCCCAGCAAGAUACCAGCUGCACCGUCAGAUUCCAGAGCAUUGAGUCCAUUAUUAAAACGCAGAGCCGAUCCAGAGGUUUCAUUGAGUUCAGAUCUGUGUGCAUGAGAGGAUCCCCACAAAGCAAGGAAAACAGCAGCCACAGCACCGAGGGCUCAGCAUUUCUCAAGCUAGGCUGGUCGGAUCUAGACUUGCCAGAAAUAACCCUGGUAGGCCAGGACAGAAGAUCUGCUCUGACUGGACACAUACUGCUUAAUAUUCGAUCCACAGAUGGAGGAGAGUCAUAUGGUGAAUGCUGUGUGUCAGUAAACCCAUUGAAUAGUGGUACUGACCAUCAGUUCCAAGCAUUUCUGUCCCAGCGAGGAGAAGAGACUGGAUCUAUUCGUGGCUGGGUUACAGUGAGCAGAUUUCUUGAUGUCAACCCAUUGAAAAGCCCAAAUACGCAGCAAGGAGAUAAUGAAAAAGUAAGAGAAGGUUCUUCUCUGCUCACGUGUGCUCCUGUUUCUCCACGUGAUCCUCCCGCUUCUCGACCUGUAGCACGAACUGCCAGACGCCGGCCUGCAAGUCUGUGCUGUGUGAUGGAAAGUUACAGCAAUGCUGAAUAUUUUCUGUUUGAGGGAAUUCCUUCUCCCCGUACCCCAACCUCUCCAAGGCCCCGCUCAGCACUAGUGAGUGGGGAGCAUCAGAGCUCCGAUUCACACGGCCAAAGAUUCAACGUUAGGCCCGAGCUGGGAAAAAAUUCUGCCUCUGUUCAAAUAAGCAAACCCAAUAGGGCCACCUCCAGGUCCCUGGCUUCACACAAAGGCUGCUAACUUCUAAGAUUGCUGAGAAUCUGAAAAAUGGCACGUGUAAACACAACAAACCCAAGUCCCAAUUCUGUGGCCAGAUGGCAGUAAUACAAAAGAUUAACAUGACAAAAUCACUGGUGUUUAGGUGACACAUAUGCAGAUACUGCUUUUACCUUGGAGCCGAAAGUUUACGUUUGUGGAAAUUCCUUUUAAUUGCCAUUAGAUGGCAGCAGUAACACUAUUAUUUGGGAACCAUCAAAUCUCAUAUCAACUCACCCUACACAUAUUUAUAGAGUUACAUACUAUAAAAAAGCAACACACAUCUCACUAUAAAAUGUGAAAUAGGACCUGUUCUUACUGCAAAUAGACUGAGCUUUCACACAUAAGUGGAAACAUUUCAGUCUUUUGUUUGUAUGCACAGUCAGACGGGACACCGGAACAAACUCGGUGGGCCCCGUCCCAGACCUGCUUCCCCAAUCGGCUGCCCCAUACAGCUGGGGUUUUAGAAGUCAAGAGGAGGCCCCCAGUGACUGCCAGGAGGACCCUUAGGGGUAAAUUUAUCAAAGAGUGAAGUUCCGCCACUAGAGUGAAAUUCCGCAGCUCUCAAUUCAUUU